CAAACACUUCCUCAGGAUUGCGAGCUUACUAGACCAUGGAGACCAAGGAGGAAAGCAGCACUGCUUCAACUCAGGUUGUGGCAGUAGAAAUUCAAGAUAAUAUAGAGGAAAGCCUGCUCAGUGAGAAGAACUCCGAACCAAUGCCACCAAUGGCAACAAGUAAGGAAGGCUCAGUAGACAUUGAGUUGGUAAGCAAUCGAAUUGCAGAGAGCGGAAAGGAAACUUCUGCUUCUGGAAAUAGUGGUGAUGGUGCUUCACUGAGUGCUGCAGGAAAAUGUGAGAAUUCAUCAGAUGAGAAUGCUGACGCCAACCGAGAUUUUUCUGCAUUUCAUAAGCAAGUUUCUAACCAGAUUGAUCAACUGGGAGCAUUUCAGAAUCAUUCUGGAGUCCUUGAUAGUGGCACAAAUACAAAUUUGAAAUUGUUGAUGUUAGGCAUAAACAUGCCUGAAUCCCAUCCAAGUUUGGGAAUGGACCUGAAUAUAUCCAGUGGUCAUGCCAUACACACAGAGGAUGAUCACGACCGGAGAAGAAGAGAAAAGAGAAAGCAGUGCAAUAGGGAGUCAGCUAAGAGGUCAAGAUACCGUAGGCAGCAAGAGUGUGAAAAACUUCGAGAAACUGCAGAGAGGCUGAAUAACGAAGUCUCAGAGCUCCCAAAUGUGUUAAAAAGGCUUUCUGAGGAGUGCGUGGAACUUAAUGUAGAAAACAGUUUUCUAAUUGAUGAGAUGGAGAAGAUGAAUGGUGCAGAUGCAGUUGCUGAUCUCAGAGCUGUGAAAGUGAACACUUUUGAUGGUGGAAGCAACAACAUCGAAUCAAAAAUUCCGAGCAGAGAAAACUCAACUUCUCCUACUCAUGAAAAGGAAACUUCUCCACCUCCUUCUCAUAGGAAAGAGACUUCUCCUACUUCUGAGCCUCGAUUAUUUGGUGUUACCCUACGACCUAACUAUGCUGAUUGUUUACGUAGUUGAAAGGUCCAGUAAAUAAGGUCCUAAUGUACCGAGGCAUUUCAUAACUUGAUAAUAGACGAACUCACUUUUGGGUCUUUUAGCUUUAGAAGAUAGCAGGUCUUUCUUAAGAGUAGCUUAUCCUUUCUGCUUACGAAUGCCAAGUCAAAGAUAAAAGUCCCAGCUAAAUG
Argentina anserina (silverweed cinquefoil) is the source of this 1132-nucleotide messenger RNA. RefSeq names its product G-box-binding factor 1-like. The transcript has 8 exons. Gene Ontology annotation, biological process: regulation of DNA-templated transcription. Lineage: Eukaryota; Viridiplantae; Streptophyta; Magnoliopsida; Rosales; Rosaceae. Gene Ontology annotation, molecular function: DNA-binding transcription factor activity; sequence-specific DNA binding. Gene Ontology annotation, cellular component: nucleus. The record is from RefSeq and is a predicted model, not a curated record. The coding region runs from base 36 to 965 and encodes 309 amino acids.